Molecule: messenger RNA, 4313 nt
Organism: Suricata suricatta (meerkat)
Lineage: Eukaryota; Metazoa; Chordata; Mammalia; Carnivora; Herpestidae
Gene: PTPRC
Product: protein tyrosine phosphatase receptor type C
Exons: 33
Coding region: 155-4057 (1300 amino acids)
Biological process (GO): protein dephosphorylation; negative regulation of protein kinase activity; T cell receptor signaling pathway
Molecular function (GO): protein binding; protein tyrosine phosphatase activity
Source: RefSeq, a predicted model, not a curated record
AAAACCGAAUCUGACAUCACUACCUAGCAGUUUGUGUCGCUAGCAAAGUGGUUUGUUCUUAGGGUGACAGAGGAGGAAAUUGCUCCCUGUCUGAUAAGACAACAGCAAAGAAAGGACGCAUGCUGUUUCAUAGGAAUACGGCUGAUUUCCAGAUAUGACCAUGUAUUUGUGGCUUAAACUUUUGGCAUUUGGCUUUGUCUUUCUGGACACAGGCGUGUUUGUUACAGGGCAAGACAAUCUUGAUUCCAAUACUGGACUGAACUCAACAGAAGAGCCCAGUGUUCUGGCUCCAAACGACCUCUUACCUGCCCGCACCACUGCAUUCUCACUCACAAGCAUCUCUGAAAGAGAAAAUAACUCCUCAGAGACCACGCCUACUCUUAGGCCAGACAGUCCUUCAACUGAAGACUUCUUGAACACUUCGGAUAAUGCUAAUACUCUUAAUGGGACAGGAGUUACACAGCCGCCUCUCUUCUCCACGCACGCAGACUCGCAGGCGCCCUCUGCCGGAUCUGACACGCAGACACCUGGCAGCACUGCUGCCCCUCCCGCACGCACCCCAACUCCAGGGCGGAAUGAGACAUCAGGUUUUCCCGGAGAGAGGAUUCCACCCAGCACCUCCCCCGCAGACACCGCUUUCACAACAGUAGCGACCCCCAGCCCCGCACUCAGCAGCGCUGCUGCCCUUACCUCACUCAUCUCCAGCAUCACUUCCAAAGAUAACUCCUCAGAUCUGAAUCUUACGUCCACUUCACUCGCAACAAGCAUUACCUUUACAACUGCUCCCACAAUAAUAGUUCCUACUACAACUAAGCAAUCAUGUGAUGACAAAUAUGCAGAUAUCCAUGUGACUUAUCAGUAUGACAAUAAAACUAAAUCAUUUACAGCAAAACUAAAUGUUAGCGAUGAAGGGGAGUGUAACAAUACCACAUGUCUAAAGAACGAGUUAAAAAACCUAAUAGCGUGUGAAAAUAAGAAUGUUUCUAUAGGACAUACUUCAUGUACUCCACCUAAAAUUUUAGAAUUGGCCGUACCACCAGAUCCUGAAAGUUACUCUUUGAAAACUUGUACAGAGCCUAUAAAAGCAAAUACUUCUAUUUGUUUAAAAGUGGCACACUAUAACUUUAGUUGUGAUGAAAGCAAAAUUAGAUACACACUUACAUGUGGUAACUUUACUUUUGUUAAUGAGUAUCAAAUUUAUCUGGAACCUCUUUCACCUAAAACAAAAUAUUCCUGUAAUUUCAAAGUAUCCUACGGUCCCAAUGAGUUUUUGAACAAAAAUGAAACCUAUGAAACAGAUGUUGGAAGUCCAAAAAAACCUGAGAAUGUUAAUUGCAGUUCUAAAAGCUCAAAUGAAGGAAUGGUCACCUGGGAAAGCCCUAAAGAUUAUUUUGAUAAUUAUACUGUUUGCUUCCUGAAUAUUACAGAACAAAAAUGCAAAAACUUGACUAAAGAGGUGACCAAACAGGAUUUUUCAUUGCUGAAGCCUUUUACAAACUACAGUGUGUCAUUAAAAGCUUACACCCAGGGAAAAGUGUUACGUGAUGGACCUGUUGAGACAUGUCAAUUUCAAACAGAAGAAGAUGUGCCAACUGAAGUCAAGAAUUUACGUGCUUUUCUGAAGUCAGAUAAUAGUAUCGCUGUGACUUGUGAUCCUCCUCUGCACUUAAAUGGCCCCAGUGGUGGCUUUUACUAUCUGGAAAUCAAACCUGGAACUGACCAGGUUAAACCUAAACAACACAGAUCUUGCAGCUUCUAUGUAGAAAAUCUUCAAUAUUCAACAACAUAUGAGUUUACGGUCUAUUAUCACAAUGGACGUUAUCAUGGAAUUCCAAAAACUGAAUCUCAAACAACAUCUUAUAAUUCUAAAGCACUGAUUGGAUUUCUGGUAUUUCUGAUCAUUGUGACAUUCAUAGCCCUGCUUUUUGUUCUCUACAAAAUCUAUGACCUGCGCAACAAAAGGUCCUGCGAUAGAGAUGAAGAGCAGGAACUUGUUGAAAGGGAUGAUGAAAAACUGAUGAAUGUGGAGCCAAUUCAUGCAGAUAUUUUGUUGGAAACUUACAAGAGGAAGAUUGCUGAUGAAGGAAGACUGUUUCUGGCUGAAUUUCAGAGCAUUCCACGGGUAUUCAACAAGUUUUCUAUCAAGGAUGCUCGAAAACCCUUUAACCAGAACAAAAAUCGUUAUGUUGACAUCCUUCCUUAUGAUUAUAACCGUGUUGAACUCUCAGAUAUAAAUGGAGAUGCAGGGUCAAAUUAUAUAAAUGCCAGCUAUAUUGAUGGCUUCAAGGAACCCAGGAAAUACAUUGCUGCACAAGGUCCCAGGGAUGAAACUGUUGAUGAUUUCUGGAGGAUGAUCUGGGAACAGAAAGCCACAGUCAUUGUCAUGGUCACUCGAUGUGAGGAAGGAAACAGGAACAAGUGUGCAGAAUACUGGCCUUCCAUGGAAGAGGGCACUCGGGCUUUCGGAGACGUUGUUGUAAAGAUGGUCGAGCACAAAAGAUGUCCAGAUUAUAUCAUUCAGAAGUUGAACAUUACAAAUAAAAAAGAAAAAGCAGCCGGAAGAGAUGUGACUCACAUUCAGUUCACCAGCUGGCCCGACCACGGCGUGCCCGAGGAUCCUCACCUGCUCCUCAAGCUGCGAAGGAGAGUGAACGCCUUCAGCAACUUCUUCAGUGGCCCCAUUGUGGUGCACUGCAGUGCUGGUGUUGGACGCACAGGGACUUACAUUGGAAUUGAUGCCAUGCUAGAAGGCCUGGAGGCAGAGAACAAAGUGGACGUUUAUGGUUAUGUCGUCAAGCUCAGGCGACAGAGGUGCCUGAUGGUUCAAGUGGAGGCACAAUAUAUCUUGAUCCAUCAGGCCUUGGUGGAAUACAACCAGUUUGGGGAAACAGAAGUGAAUUUGUCUGAAUUACAUCCAUAUCUCUUUAACAUGAAGAAAAGAGAUCCCCCCAGUGAACCAUCACCCCUAGAGGCUGAAUUCCAGAGACUUCCCUCAUAUAGGAGCUGGAGGACACAACAUAUUGGAAAUCAAGAACAAAAUAAAAGUAAAAACAGGAUUUCUAACAUGAUUCCAUAUGACUUUAACAGAGUGCCACUUAAAUAUGAACUAGAGAUGAGCAAAGAGAGUGAACAUGAUUCAGAUGAGUCUUCUGAUGAUGACAGUGACUCAGAGGAAACAAGUAAAUACAUCAAUGCAUCAUUUAUAAUGAGUUACUGGAAACCUGAAGUGAUGAUUGCUGCUCAGGGACCACUAAAAGAGACCAUUGGUGACUUUUGGCAGAUGAUAUUCCAAAGAAGAGUCAAAAUUAUUGUUAUGCUGACAGAGCUGAAGAGUGGAGACCAGGAAGUCUGUGCUCAGUACUGGGGAGAAGGAAAGCAGACAUACGGAGAUAUACAAGUUGAUAUGAAAGACACCAACCAGUCUUCAGCUUACACCCUCCGUGUAUUUGAACUGAGACAUUCCAAGAGGAAAGAUGCUCGGACUGUGUACCAGUACCAGUAUAAUAACUGGGAUGGCAGUGAGCCUCCUCCAGAACCCAAAGACUUAAUCUCUAUGAUUCAGAGUCUCAAAGAAAAACUUCCCAAGAGUAAUUCCCCCGAAGGAACUAAGCAUCACAAGAAUGUGCCUCUCCUCAUUCACUGCAGAGAUGGAUCUCAGCAAACAGGACUAUUAUGUGCUUUGUUAAAUCUCUUGGAAAGUGCAGAAACAGAAGAAGUGAUAGAUGUUUUUCAAGUAGUAAAAUCUCUUCGCAGAGCCAGGCCAGGAAUGGUUCCCACAUUUGAGCAAUACCAAUUCCUAUAUGAUGUCAUUGCGAGCACCUAUCCUGCCCAGAAUGGACAAAUAAAGAAAAGCAACAAUCAAGAAGAUAAAAUUGAAAUUGAUAAUGAAUUGGACAAUGCAAAACAGGAUGCUAAUUGUGUUAGUUCACCUGGUACUCUUGAUAAGGCCAAUGAAGGAACUAAAGAAGAUGAAGGUGCUAAAGUCACAAGUAGCCCUGAGGAACCAGAACAUUCCGCCAAUGGUCCUGCGAGUCCAGGUUUAACUCAAAGCGCAUAGGAGAAGAUGUACACAGGACUCAUUGAGUUGUGUUGUUUCUAUUUUUCUAGGAGUAGGAGGGCAAAAUAGAUAUACAGUGGAUUAAUGAAGCACAUUGGACCCAUAUUUGUGACAAGCUUCUAUUUUACUACAGUAGAAGCAUAUUUAAGACAGUUUUGCUAAAAUGUUUUGUACAGUCUUCUGCAUAUUUUAAAAUUUUACCCGCCAUUCAACAAAAAAGAUUUUCUUUGUAGUUUGCAUGUGUGUGUAUGUGUGU